This is a messenger RNA of Anoplopoma fimbria (sablefish), 1511 nucleotides long. RefSeq names its product forkhead box P3b (gene foxp3b). Gene Ontology annotation, biological process: regulation of transcription by RNA polymerase II. Bases 75 to 1304 code for a protein of 409 amino acids. The record is from RefSeq and is a predicted model, not a curated record. The transcript is spliced from 11 exons. Gene Ontology annotation, molecular function: DNA-binding transcription repressor activity, RNA polymerase II-specific; RNA polymerase II cis-regulatory region sequence-specific DNA binding. Lineage: Eukaryota; Metazoa; Chordata; Actinopteri; Perciformes; Anoplopomatidae. Gene Ontology annotation, cellular component: nucleus.
CUGUCCCUAGGCUUGAAAAGAGGAGGCUGAGCUGAGGGGAAUUUAGUUGGUUGCAACCUGCCAUAAACCACUAUAUGCCACUAAAAUCUUCAAAGUGUCCCUUUAAUUUCACUCUUGUCACUGCAGAGAUGCCAGAGACUUCCUGUGAGAGACGUGGCCAAGCUCAACCACAACAUGACAAGAUUAAACAGCUGAAGGAGCAACGCCCUGCACCACCUCCUUCUCCUCCUCCGCCUCCUCCUCGUCAGACCAGGGACCCCUCAGGAAGUCAGUCUUCCAAUUUGGAAGGCAUAAGGCAGAAGCAGCAAAGACCAUCAGUGCUGCGUCAGAUCACACAAACACCUAUUACACGACUACACGUGCAUCCAGAAAAUAGUGCAGCCGUCUCCAUUUGCAAGGAAGAGGUGAAAGCUGUCUGUUUACCCCAGUCAUCUUCACCACACAUGGGCUCCUCUUCCAAGCAAAGUCAUCUUCUCCUCCCCUUGAGGAGAUACGGCCGAAAGCAGAGCUCCAUCCAGGACAGGCUUCAUGAUGGCAUCCCUGAGGAGACCAGUGCCCUGUUUGUCAGUGGCCUCUGUCGCUGGCCUGGCUGUGACGUGAUGUCUGAAGAUUUCCCUAGUUUCUUAAAGCAUCUCCAUUCUGAACACAGUCAUGGUGAUAGGAGCAUUGCUCAGUGGAAGGUCCAGCAAGAUAUUGUUCAGUGCAUGGAAAGUCAGCUCAUCCUGGAAAAACAGAAACUCAUUGCAAUGCAACUUCAUCUGCACCUCUCUGAACACAAACACACUGAUUUGGCAGCUUCUGAGUGGCCGUACAGCCUCCCUCUGUUCCUGCCCCAGCCUCAGGGAAAAGAUGGAGACAGAGUGCAACAAUGGGGAUUUAAACAUCUGGAGGAGUUGUCCCAGCAUGGCUACAGCAUGGCUGCUGGUUCUGCCCACCUUCUGCCAGAUUUGGUCCCCAGUAUUGAAUGUUACAAAUACAACAACAUCAGGCCUCCGUACACCUACGCCUACUUGAUAAGAUGGUCUAUCCUGGAGUCCCCAGAUAAACAGCGCUCUCUGAAUGAGAUUUACAACUGGUUCACUACCAUGUUCUUCUACUUCAGACACAACACUGCUACCUGGAAGAAUGCAGUGCGGCACAACCUCAGCCUACACAAGUGCUUUGUGCGGGUGGAGGGAGGAAAGGGAGCUGUUUGGACGGUGGAUGAAACAGAGUACCAGAGGAGGAAGGGACAGAAGUACCACAGGGACUGUCCUGUGAAGUGGCUCACCCCCUACUCCCGUUACUGUCCAGAGGACCCCUGAGCACCAGCAGGUGGAAGCACUGAGCUGCUGCUUUCGUCCAGGAGCUGGAGUCACAUUCACAUGCAGAGGUGUACAGAUGAAGAACUGUUAAAAUGCAUGUUUUUGUUUUGUACCAUUUUCAAAUGCCUUGUUAAACACUUCGGUGAAGUCACAUCAAGAUGUUUUGUACACAUACAUGACAGCAGUUUCUGUAUUCACUGAUUUCUA